AUGCUGUACAUCGUCGCGCUGCUUCCGGCACUCGUCUAUGCCUCUUGUCCGGCUUCAGGUACGGUGGUUUGAGACGAAAACGUUUCGAAAACCUUGCCAACUUCUUUUUUCCCUUUUCGCAGCAUGUUCAAAGUGUGCGAACGGAGAUGUGUUUCCGUCGGACAACGAUUUCUACCGAAUAGUGUUGAAUACGGUCUACCCGUACUUUGCGGCUAUUCCUGAAUACAAGCGGUACCAGGCGUACUGCGGAAAUCUAUGGGCCAGUUCGUCGAAGUAUAAUGCGACGAGCGGCGAGUGCGAUUGGAACUUUCAAUGCACGUGGACGAACACGAACCUCUUCGGAGUGGUUCUUCUCAACGCCACCAACAAUAUUGUAAGAAUAGGUGCUGAAAAAUGGCAACGGACUAAUCGUGAAUCGUGAUUUGGUCAUUCUCUUUCUCUCUCACCACGCCAUUUCCAAAAGUAUCGAUGUUUUGACUCGGAUCUCUUAAAUCAAACUGCGUUUGAGUGCAUUGGAUUCUUCGACCUAUAACUGGAAGAAUAAUUUUUGUAGAGCAUAUUUGUCAACUACAAAGUUGAUGAGCAUAACAUUUACUUCAACUUUUCUGUUGAACACUUCGUUGUACACAUUUUAGUUCGUGAGAUACAGGCUUACGAAAAUCGUAGUAACUCUGAAAUAACUUCUUUACACCCUCCUUUGGUCAACAGCCUGUAUCUGAAGAACUAAAAUUCGCAGAAAGAAGUCGUUAACUAAAAAGUUGGAGUAAAUGUUAUGCUCAUCAACUUUGUAGUUGACGGUUAUUUUCUACAAAAAUGCUCCUUCGAGCUACGAGUUGAAGAAUACAUUGCACUCAAAUGCAGCAAUUGCCUCACCAGGGAACGAUUUGUUUUUUUUGUCAAUUUCGUUCCCCACUUACUAAUACUUCAGGUCGACUACUAUGUUGUGCCCUCAAUCCAAGAAACGGCAUGUACGAUUUCAUCUCGGCGAUGGGCCUGCAGUGCAGUGCGGAAACCGGUCAGAUCACCUCCAAAAACAAUGUGA
Caenorhabditis sp. 36 PRJEB53466 is the source of this 1042-nucleotide messenger RNA. The record is from the annotation of a GenBank genome assembly. NCBI's taxonomy places the organism in Eukaryota, Metazoa, Nematoda, Chromadorea, Rhabditida, Rhabditidae.